Molecule: messenger RNA, 1695 nt
Organism: Saccharomycopsis crataegensis
Lineage: Eukaryota; Fungi; Ascomycota; Saccharomycetes; Ascoideales; Saccharomycopsidaceae
Gene: HEM1
Product: 5-aminolevulinate synthase
Exons: 1
Coding region: 1-1695 (564 amino acids)
Biological process (GO): heme biosynthetic process
Cellular component (GO): mitochondrion
Molecular function (GO): 5-aminolevulinate synthase activity; pyridoxal phosphate binding
Source: RefSeq, a predicted model, not a curated record
AUGGAAGCUGUUGUUCGUCAAUCAAUGGGAUGCUGCCCAUUUGUUCGUCAAGCAUCGAUGAACACAAUGAAGAACUUUUCAUUGGCCGACAAGGCCAUCGCUUGCCCAGUUAUGGGUCCUGCAGUCAUGAAGGCUAAAGAAUCAAAGAACUAUUCCACUGCUUCUAAACCUUUGACCGCUGCUGCCGCUGCUGCCCCAUCAUCCUCUGCUAACGCCGCCGCCGCUGCUGCUGCUGUUGCUCCUCAACCAUUUGUAGCUGCCGGAGUUUCUAACGAAACUGCUUAUGACUACGAAGGGAUGUUCGAAGAUGAGUUGAUGAAGAAGCGUCAGGACAAGUCCUACCGUUAUUUCAACAACAUCAACCGUUUGGCCAAAGAGUUUCCAAAAGCUCAUAGAGACUUGGAAUCCGACAAGGUCACGGUGUGGUGCUCCAACGAUUACUUGGGAAUGGGAAGAAACCAAGAAGUGUUAAAGGCCAUGCAAGCCUCUUUGGAAAAAUACGGUUCUGGGGCCGGGGGUACCAGAAACAUUGCUGGUCAUAACAAGCAUUCCAUGGCUCUCGAAGCCGAAUUGGCAGCUUUGCACAAGAAGGAAGCUGCUUUGGUUUUCAGCUCUUGCUUUGUCGCUAACGACUCGGUGUUAUCCUUGUUAGGUCAAAAAAUCAAAGAUUUGGUGAUCUUUAGUGACGAAUUGAACCACGCGUCGAUGAUCACCGGGAUUAAGCACUCUGGGUCCAAAAAGCAUAUUUUCAAACAUAAUGAUUUGAGUGAUUUGGAAAGUAAGUUGGCAAUGUACCCUAAGUCUACUCCUAAAUUGAUUGCCUUUGAAUCGGUUUACUCCAUGUGUGGAUCGGUUUCUCCAAUUGACGAGAUUUGUGAUUUGGCCAAGAAAUAUGGGGCCAUUACCUUUUUGGACGAAGUUCAUUCUGUGGGGAUGUACGGUCCUCAUGGUGCUGGGGUUGCCGAACAUUUGGAUUUCGACGCUCACUUGGCCACCGGGAUCAGAUCUCCAGAAUUCAAGACCGUUUCUGACAAAGUUGACAUGAUCACCGGGACUUUGGGUAAGACUUUUGGUACUGUUGGUGGGUAUGUUGCUGCCAGUGCUAACCUCGUUGAUUGGGUCAGAUCUUAUGCUCCAGGAUUCAUUUUCACCACUUCUUUGCCUCCAUCCGUGAUGGCCGGGGCCAUUGCUGCCGUUAGAUACCAAAGACAUACUUUGGAAGACCGUAUCUUGCAACAAAACCACGCUAGAUACCUUAAGUCCAAUUUUGCAAGAAUCGGGGUGCCAGUGAUUCCAAACCCAUCACACAUUGUGCCAAUCUUGAUUGGUGAUGCUUUCAAUGCAAAGAAAGCCUCCGACUUGUUGAUGGACAAGUAUCGUAUUUAUGUCCAAGCUAUCAAUUUCCCAACCGUUGCUAAAGGUACUGAAAGAUUGAGAGUCACCCCAACCCCAGGUCACACUAACGAUUUGAGUGAUUUCUUGCUUGCCUCAGUCGAUGAGAUCUUUACUGAUUUGAAUUUGCCAAGAGUCAGAGAUUACGAAAUCAUGGGUGGCUUAGCCGGUGUUGGUACCGGGGAAGUUGUCGAACCAGUGUGGACCAAUGAACAAUUGAAAUUGACUUCUAAGGAUUUGAAUUCCAAUGUUGUUGACCCAACUUUUGAAUACUUGGGAAGCUCUUCAGGUUAUGAUUUGUGA